This is a messenger RNA of Notothenia coriiceps (black rockcod), 879 nucleotides long. Its product is annotated as NUS1 dehydrodolichyl diphosphate synthase subunit. The annotation marks the transcript as partial. The record is from RefSeq and is a predicted model, not a curated record. NCBI's taxonomy places the organism in Eukaryota, Metazoa, Chordata, Actinopteri, Perciformes, Nototheniidae. Gene Ontology annotation, cellular component: endoplasmic reticulum membrane; dehydrodolichyl diphosphate synthase complex. Gene Ontology annotation, molecular function: ditrans,polycis-polyprenyl diphosphate synthase [(2E,6E)-farnesyl diphosphate specific] activity. The transcript is spliced from 2 exons.
UUAUUUUGGUUUACACUGACUGUGUUUUUGCUGGCCCAGUCCUCAUAUCCUGUAGGGUAUGUUAUUUAAAAAAAAAAGUUACUGAAAGCUCCUGAAGAACUCGCAUCAAAGGAGGCCGUUCUUGUGCGUCACUCUUAUCUAGUCAAAUCAGCGAGCUCCGUGUAUCAGAACGCGGAGGGUUCACAGGUCAUGGGUUUCCUUUCCUCCUUCCAACGAAAGAGGAAGAUGGCGGCCGCAGGCAGCGACGGAACAGGUUUAGCAGUCAGAUAAUACCGAAGAGUAGGGCGCCUUUAAGACGUCACUUUCAGGGAACACGCACACUAAUGGCGCUGCUGUAUGGCUUGUUAUGGAGGCUCUUGCUCUUUCUGGUCCACAUAAACAGGGCGCUGGUCUCCUGGCUCCGUGUCCGGCUUCGGAGCUGGAAGGGUCGGCUUUGGGAGCGGGUGAUGGCCGCUUUGCUCCUGCCGGUAGCCCUGGCCGGGGUCCCCGACCCCCAGAGGAAGGUAAACCAGGACCCUGAUGCUAACGCUAACCCGGUAACUGGAAACCGCAAUGCCGUGCGUCGGUCCCGCUGGCUGUCUGACGGCAGGUCUCUGGAGAAUCUGCCGGUCCACAUCGGCCUGUUGGUGGCGGAAGAAGAGCCCAGCUACACGGACAUAGCAAACCUGGCAGUGUGGUGCAUGGCUGUCGGGAUAUCUUAUGUCAGCGUCUAUGAUAACCACGGCAUUUUUCAGAAGAACAACUCUCGUCUGUUGGAGGAGAUAGUAAGGCAGCAGCAGGACUUGAUGGGUGUCGACGGAUCCAAAUGCGAUGUGGAGUUUCUUAGCCAGGGAAGUGACAAACACCAGCACCAUGGUAAGGACUCUCCUUUUUCACUCA